Messenger RNA from Megalopta genalis, 595 nucleotides. RefSeq names its product RAB interacting factor STRAT (gene strat). Gene Ontology annotation, biological process: post-Golgi vesicle-mediated transport; small GTPase-mediated signal transduction. Gene Ontology annotation, molecular function: zinc ion binding; guanyl-nucleotide exchange factor activity. The record is from RefSeq and is a predicted model, not a curated record. Lineage: Eukaryota; Metazoa; Arthropoda; Insecta; Hymenoptera; Halictidae. Gene Ontology annotation, cellular component: membrane; cytosol.
GAACAUUUCAAAUUGUCCGAUCUGAACAAUCGACAAUCGAUAGUACACCGUGCGAUUAUCGUAUCGCGUCAUAGAUCGAUUCUGAAUUCCGAGCGAGACAGAUUAGCUGUGCGGAUUGUUUUGUUUGAACGCGAAUAGUCAAUGGUAGUGAACGUAGCAUUGCAAUUGCAAUAACCAGAUUCUUCUUCGAGAAACAUGUCGACGGAAACGGAUCAGGGAACCUUGGUGGACAAAGAUGAGAGGAACAAGACGAAAGUUCACUGCACAUUUUGCCCCUCGAAAAUGUUGAAUCCAGGUGCAGCCCGGCUAGUAAAGAUAGAGUUUAAUCUGCCAUACGUUCAAAGGAUGGAGGAAAGAGAAGGUGAAGCCGACCAAAAAGAACUUAUUACGGACCAUUGGUUGGUAGAGGACAUGUACACAUUCGAGAAUAUCGGUGUCUCGUACACCGUGGACAAUGUGAAAUACUUGGCUUGCGCAGAUUGUGACAUGGGUCCUGUAGGCUGGCACGAUCUGGCCACGAAAAAGUCAUACAUCUCGUUGAGCAGAGUGAAACACGAGUGAUUUGUAAAUAAAAGUCUUGUACAAUUUUAUACGA